Messenger RNA from Dissoconium aciculare CBS 342.82, 1662 nucleotides. RefSeq lists its product as uncharacterized. Lineage: Eukaryota; Fungi; Ascomycota; Dothideomycetes; Mycosphaerellales; Dissoconiaceae. The transcript has 2 exons. Bases 1 to 1662 code for a protein of 553 amino acids. The record is from RefSeq and is a predicted model, not a curated record. Gene Ontology annotation, cellular component: PAS complex; fungal-type vacuole membrane. Gene Ontology annotation, biological process: positive regulation of phosphatidylinositol biosynthetic process; protein localization to vacuolar membrane; vacuole inheritance.
AUGACGGUCGAAACCGAGACUGUGCAAUCGAUACCGCAAUCUGGUCUGACGGCAGGAGACCGAUCAUUAGGCCCACGGAACGAAGCUGGGAGUGUGCGACUGAAGCCAAGCACCGAAACCAUUCGCCCUAGGAAGGAACGAAAGAAGGUGGAUCGCAAAGCGAGGAGUAUCAAUCAGGGUACAGCCACCUCCAAAGCCGAUCUUUUCGAAGCACGCGUCGCCAGCGCCGUUGACGAAGUCAGCACUUCCGACUCGGACGAGACUUUUGUAUACGAAUCCAAUCCUCCAGACGCCCAACGACGCCAACGUCAUCAUUCUCGGACCCCCAGCGUGGCAUCAUCGCAUAGUAUCGCCGAACAGAGCCGCAGCGGAGUGCGCGGAUUCGGCGACACUUAUGACGGCAGACGUCUCGGCGGCAAGCGGAGCAUGAAAUUCUCCAGCAACAACGCAUUCAACGACACCGACAGCCCGGAGAGCGUCUCCGGCACAGUUCGAUCUCACGCUCCUCGACAUUUCGGACGGUUUGGUCGCAAUGGCCACCAUUCUGGCAACUACGAAUCCGAAUCGCCAUAUCCCCAGCAUGCUCACAAGAGCCGCAGCAACCACCUGACGGCGCCUCACGGCCGAUCCCCCGUUUCUCCCCGCAGUCCCCUAACAAUGCAACAUCGCUCUGGAGGGAUCUUCGGGCGCAAACAGGAACACCCCUACGAUUUCGACACCGAGCAAAACGCCGACGAUGAGACAGCACCUCUGCUGAGCACGAUCCGUGGCCCACGUGGUCACCGCAACGCGAGCCGUCAAAUCAGCCGCGGUCUGCCAUCCAACGAAUACCUCCCACAAUCCCGCCGUGGCUGCAACCCCCGCACCAGCGCAUGUGUGUGUACAACCAUCUUUGUACUACUUAUUCUCUCCGCCGCCGUUGGCUUUAUAUUUUCUUCCAGCCGACCUCUCUACGACGUCGAACUUCAAGGCAUCAGCCACGUCCUCGCGAGCGAACAGGAAUUAGUCCUCGAUUUGCUCGUCACGGCCAUCAACCCGAGCAGCCUGGCGGUGACGGUCUCCGACGUCGAUCUAGACAUCUUCGCCCGCAGCAAGCAUUUCGGCACGGACGGCAACGACGACGGCGCGGUCCAGGAGCGCUUGGUCUACAGCACACGCCGCCACCGACCCCGCCGUCCCUCUUCCCUCUCCGAAGCCACCCCUCCUUCCCCUUCUGACGACCAUUACGAAAACCCCAACCCAUCCCAAGAUCCCUCCGGACACUGGCUCACGCCCCUCGCCCCGGACUCCCACGACCACGGCACCGACCCGGACCCCUCCCCACCCGAGCGACAGACCCUCUUCCUCGGCCGCAGCUUCCACCUCGAACAGAACCUCCUCUUCCCGCCCUCCCCGCUCGCCCGCCGCGCCGGCUACGCCUCCACCUCCCUGCGCGUCAGCCACCCCGGCAACAAGACCGAGACCGACGGCUCCCAGAAGUGGGAACACGUCGUCCUCUUCCCCUUCGAACUCAUCGUCAAGGGCAGCCUGAAAUACAACCUCCCCGUCACCGGCCGCACCCAGCACGUCAGCCUCGGCGGGAGCGUCAUGGUCCGCCCCGCGGGCGGCGAGAUGGACGACGACGACGAUGAUUUCCUCUCCCCUGAGCUCCGCGGGAAUUGA